Messenger RNA from Acaulospora colombiana, 999 nucleotides. The record is from the annotation of a GenBank genome assembly. Lineage: Eukaryota; Fungi; Glomeromycota; Glomeromycetes; Diversisporales; Acaulosporaceae.
GGAACGCGACCUGAUUAUCAAGUGGCCAAAAAUUGGGACAAUGCCCGUAAAUCCUCGAUUAACCUCUAUCAACCAACAUUUAAUGGCAACUCUUUGGGUGUUGCAAAUAUCAGCGGUGGGACUGUUGUUGUUGGAUCAAAUGAAGAGGCAACAUCUUCGGGUAGAAAUCGUGCUUUUGAUAGCAUUUUAGAUUCAGAUUUAAUUUCCCCUACAGGGGUCAAUAGGAAAUUAUCGGAAAAACAGAUCGAUGAUUCAACGUCCGGAUCAGCCGGAUCAGGGUGCAAGAGAGCUUACGAAAAUGACAAAGAAGUUCAUGUGAAUAGUGAUGAUGACGACACUCUUGGUUCCUCCAAUUCCUCUGAUUCCUUCAAUUCCUCCGAUUCUUUCAAAUUCACUCAUUUAGAUAAUAACAAUAAGAAGGCAAAGUAUAAAUUCAGCUGGAUUGAGAUUGAAGUAAAAAGUAUCAAGGAAAUGCUGAAGGUGUUUCCGGGGUUUGAUUUAAUCAUAAAUAAAGCAGAUGGUAUAGGUAUAAAGGUUUCAAGUAACCAGGCAGUUGUAUUUAUUGAGAUAUCCGGUGCCCCUAAUAAACCGAAUGAAAAACACAUAAAAGGGGAUUCAGAGAAACUUUUAAAAGAAGCCACAUUUGGGUUGGUUUCUUUACUUAGGCAUUAUUUGGAUAAACCUGCAGAGAUUGCAAAGAACGUGCACGUUUAUAUGAUACAAUGCAUCGGUGAUAGAAUGACAUUAAGUAAAUUUUCGCUUAGUGGAAAAUAUCAUUACAAAACUUCACAAAUCAAAUCAGCCCGAAUUCCAUUUUCGCUUGUUGAAGUUGCAGAUUAUUUGGAAAUUUUUGAGCUGUUAUAUGCUUUAAUAGAUGGGCUUGAAAGUCAAACAAAAGAGCUACACAAAUUAAGGUUAUCCCCUAACGAUUGUAUACCCAAAGUUCGAGAUUGGCUUUGGGUUCCAGACAAAACUGCAACUUGGACAGGCGAUCAAUGA